This is a messenger RNA of Galleria mellonella (greater wax moth), 4225 nucleotides long. It is a transcript of the gene TPT, whose product is annotated as solute carrier family 35 member E1 homolog. Gene Ontology annotation, cellular component: Golgi apparatus. Gene Ontology annotation, molecular function: antiporter activity. Bases 1009 to 1947 code for a protein of 312 amino acids. The transcript has 3 exons. The record is from RefSeq and is a predicted model, not a curated record. NCBI's taxonomy places the organism in Eukaryota, Metazoa, Arthropoda, Insecta, Lepidoptera, Pyralidae.
UGUUUGUAUGAACUAUGUUACCGUGCUCAGCCAAUUUGUAAUUUUUUUAUGGAUAAUAAUGGCAUAGUUACCAUGCCUACGCUAACAGUAUACGCAGGCAUUGCUGGCAGGGAGUAAAGGAUGAUAGGUGAGAAUGAAAAUGUAGGUCAAUUAGCCCAUCGUAUGAAUAUAUCUGGAUUUCGAUGUAUUCCAGGAGACACCACAUAGUUGACAAUGCAUAUUGCUUGCAAUGAGAAUGGCAGUCUGUAUUACUAGCAAUCUCUUCUCUCCCAACCAAUUUGUAGUUAUUUACCAUCAAGUGAGUCGGAUGCUCGUUUGCCCCUUGUCUUAUAAAAAAAAAAAAUAUUGAUAAAUUAUUUUAGAUAUUGUCUAUCCAACACAAUUCUUCCAAUUAUUGUUUACUGUGUUUCAAAGAGAAUUCGCAUUAAUCAUUUAUCAAUAACUAGAUUUAAAACUGAAGUAGAAUAAAAUAAAUACAAGUAACUAAACAUAAGUACUUGUAUUAUUAGGUAUACAUUAUUCAUAAAAUCUGAAAAUUUUCCAUUAUGAAAUGGCUAGGUCAUUUAUUACAAUAAUUGAUAUCGAUAUUUUGGUUAGAGGCAUAUAUGGUUUCAACGCUUUGAAUAUAUAAUAAUAUUUAUUUCAUUGUGUUAUUGGUUCGAAAAAGUAACAUACUAACAUUAAUUUUUCGGGUGUAGUGGAUUAAGGUCGCUGCCAACUUUUAUAUAGUAUAUGUUACGUAGUGAUUGCUUUCUCUGUGACAGCAUCACUCAAUUGUAAAGUCUCUAUGAUGGUUUGAUUGGAGGGGUGUUAAAAAUAUCGAAAUGAAUAAUUUUACAUUUUUGAGUUAUUUUAACAUUUUUCUUUGAAACCUUAUCGUUAUUAUAAAUAAUUGAAAAAACUAAUGUGGAAUAUAACAACAAUGAGGUGAUACCAGUGACAUAACCCAUAAUAUGAUAUAUAAAUGAGAUACGAAGUUGGCAAGGUGGCAAGGAUACGUGUGCCGAAAUGGGGCUCGAAGGGUCACGUAGAGAAGCCUUGGUGGUCGUGACAUUAUGUCUUGUGUGGUACGCAGUGAGCUCCGCCAGCAAUGUAGUGGGUAAACUGGUGCUGACGGACUUUCCUUAUCCCAUGACGGUGACCAUGGUGCAGUUGCUGUCAAUCGUCGUGUACAGUCCGCCAGCGUUCGCAGUCUGCGGAAUUCGGCGCCAAACAGAGUUCCCGCGGCGUUAUUAUUGGCGCGUUCUUGUGCCACUCGCCUUUGCAAAAUUUUUUACCACAGUUUGCUCCCAAAUUUCAAUUUGGAAGGUGCCUAUAUCAUAUGCACAUACAGUGAAGGCGACGACGCCGCUGUGGACGGCGGCGCUGGCGCGGCUGCUAUUCGGUGAGCGGCAGACGGCCGGCGUGCAGGCGGCGCUCGUGCUUAUAGCGCUGGGCGUGGCCGUGGCCUCCGCCACCGAGCUGCACUUCGACAGCCUCGGGCUUGUCGCCGCGCUGGCGUCGGCGGCGCUGCUCAGCCUGCAACACCUCUACUCCAAGCGCGUCAUGCGUGACACUGGCGUGCACCACCUGCGCCUGCUGCAGGUGCUGAGCCGGCUGGCGCUGGCGCUGUUCCUGCCGCUGUGGGCGUGGCGCGACGGCGCGGCGCUGCUGGCGGCGGGCGGCGUGCGCGGCGCGGCGCCGCUGCUGGCCGCCGACGGCGCGCUGGCGUGGCUGCAGGCCGUGGCGGCCUUCAGCGUGCUGUCGCGCGUGUCGCCGCUCGCGUACGCGGUGGCGUCGGCGGCCAAGCGCGCCGCCGUGGUGGGCGCGUCGCUGCUGCUGCUGCGCAACCCCGCGCCGCCGCUCAACCUGGCCGGCAUGGCGCUCGCCGCCGCCGGCGUGCUGGCCUACAACCGCGCCAAGCUGCGGCCGCGCGCCGCGCCGCCGCCGCCGCUGCUGCCCGUCUGACUCCGCUCUGAGGCGUCCUUACGACUUCAGACAACGGCGAUGCGGUUUCUAGUGAAAAUUCAUCCUACUUAGCGUAUGUCUUUAUUUGGUUACUAUUAAGUUGCAUUUUGUGCCAAGUUUCUCAUACGUACCUACUUAUGGAAAGUCCGUACGAGAUGUAGCUGCGGGACAGCUCACUAGUAUAGUUAGCAAUUUUGCAACAGGUUGUAUUUGAUGAGUCGACCGGGCAGUACUUAGCAGUUGUAAUGUAUAUUCUCAUGGGAUCAAACCUGCGAACAGUAUUUAAGAGUUAAAAAUACGACGCAAGCACAAUGUAAAAUAUCCACACACAAGACGUCCCUCGCCUGCGAGGACCAUUAGUGCAACCGCAACCAUACAUUUAUUGGAUGUGACAAUCACAAAUCUACUUAAAACAAUAUGCUAAAACGCAGUGUAAACGUUACCGACACAAUGACCGGUAUGUCAAUGGUAAUUAUGUACACGUAAAGUACGUCGUUUGGUGCUUUCUGUAACGCUUAGCAAUUUAUACGGGUUUGAUCGUAAUACAAUUGAGCGGUGGCCAUGCAGGACAGGACAGGAAUAUGAUAAAAUCAAUCUAUUACUUGUUAAUUACAAUAUGUAUUGUUUAGUGUGCAUGGUACGUGCUGUACUCAAUUUGACACUAAAUAUUGUACACCUCGACGGAUAAGUGGCAUGAGUAUGGUGUAUACAACAGUCAGACGGAAGUCAAAUCUGUUUUUAUUUACUUCUUCAGUAAAUAAUCUUAGCAUUUGUUUUAUGAAAUUAGUCAUGAUAGACACUGAAAUAAAUGAACGAAUGAUUAGUAAAAUUGAAUUAUUAUUAUUAAGUAAAUAAUUAUUUGAAACAAAAUCUUACAAUAUUAGCAAUUAAGUAUUUCAUUUUAAUGAUGAUUUUUUCAGAAAGAGCAGGAAAGAAACAGCAUUAUAGCGCACAAUAAUUAUCCAAAAAGUGGUUUUAGUUAGUUAGUUAUUUCUUGUGAUGUGUACAUAAGACCAAGUCUUAGCUCAUUCUGCAUUGGGCAUAUUGUCAUCUGUUUAGUAAUUAGCAGCAGUGGUUUGUACCGGGUUGUACUUGUUGUAAUUACUCUGGUAUUUAAUGCUCAAAUGAUUUCUGUACAUACAUUUAUGUACUAUUAUAAUUCUCCGUGAUCAGAUCGUUUCUGCAUUCGUUAUUAUAAUUAUUUCACUACUCAUAUGAAAUAUAUGUACCACACCACCUAAACUUUCAUUGUAAUGCCAUUGUUUGGAAUACUACCUGAUAAUAGAGAACGGUUGGAUUAUAUAAGUAAAAUGUUCGUUCGAACAUUAUAUUCAUGAGCGUAUUUAAGAUGAGAGAGAAAGAUAUUCUUAACUCCGCCAAUGAUUAUAUGUUUUGCCGUGGUCGGUAGUGUAUACUGCCUCGCCUUCUGACGGUUGCGGGUUCUAUUCCCGUACUCUACAAAUAUUUCUAUUCACGAGUGUGCCUGUUCGUAUUGCUCUAGCUGCUCCUAUGGGCUCUAUAUUGAAUAUGUAUGUACUUAAUUAUAUUUAUUUGUUGUUACAUAACCGAUAGCUACAUUAAUAUACCACCUUUUAUUUUCUUGACCAUAUUAUCUAAAUUAAUAAUAUGGUCAAGAAAAUAAAUCAUAAAAAUAAUCUCUCCUACUUGCUGUGCCCAACAGGGUCCAUAAUUGAAACCUUAUGUAAUAAUUAUGUAUUAUGUAUUAAUUAAUUAUUAUGGAAUGCAAUAAAUAAAUAAAUAAUAUUAUAAAAAUUUCAAAUUUAUAAAAUUUGAUAUUUUUUAUAAUAUUAUUUAUAUUAAUUGCACUAGCAAUGAGAAACAAAAUUUAUUUAAAAAAAAUUUAGAGAUUACCAAUCCACCUGAGCGCAGCCCGGGCAAAUUGCUAGUUGUAGAUAUGGAAUAAUAGACGUAAUCGGAUGUGAUACUAGCAAAUUUCCUUUAGACGUCGAAAUAAUAAUGUAUAUAAAAAAAAAUUUAACUUGUAUUAGUGAAAUUAUUUUGUCAUAGAGCAAGUUAUUUUUAACAAAUAUUGUUUUAUUUUAUUAUAAUAUAAAGUACUGGAUCGCAUCGAGUCAUCGGUACAGUGGAGACGCUUCAGUGGAACCAGUAGUAAUGUGCGUGUAACGAAGUAUCUAGUGAUUGUAAUGCUAGUACCUAUUAUUUAUGUACACAAGCGGCCAAGCUGCUUGUAAAAUGAAUUUAUUUUAUUAUAUUGUUAUGUAAAUAAAGUUUUUAUAAUUUUUGUCUAUUUCUUAUA